AACCAAAAGCAAUGCGACACAACCAAAGAAACAUGUUUUCUUGGAACGCUUGGUUUUCUACUAGGUAACCUUCAACAUCGCAUCGCUUCGUCCCUUCCUUUCGCACUUCCACCGCUAUUCACUUCCUGCCAUCCGGGAUCAUCGUUGCUGGAGAUCGCAUCACUCGGAAAAAUGUUUCCGAACCAUUCCUAUCACAAAAUGAAAACCGAGAAUCCUCGAUCCAGCCGCAUCAGCAACAACGUCGAUGACCACGACGCCAAGCACACAUUCAGCCACGACCACACUACCAAAAAGACAAAGUCCACCGUCACCAUGAAAGUCAAGCAAGUCCGAAACUGGUUGUCCGAGCGCAGCGACCACAGCGGUAGCUACCGCCACCUCGGAAAGGACGAAGGGGGGGAAACAAUCGCGAGCGGGCACCACCACAAAAUCGGUUGCGGCGAUGGGAUCCAUCGCGGCGGGGACAAGGAAGGAGACGGGUUUGACGAUGCGUUGUUCGGAACGAUCGAGUCCAAGCCUUCCACCGCGUCCACCGCCACCAGCACCGACGUCAUGGCGGACGGCGGCCGCGACGACGAGGAGGAGUUCUUUGCGGUUACCAAGGGGGGCGACUACCGCCGGGAUUGUUCCGGCGAAGCCACCGUCACCGGCAGGGACCACCUCCAACUCCUGAAAAAGCAGGCACCGGUGGUGCAAACCGAGCGGGGGCACGCUGGUUUGUUUCCGCCGCCGUCGUCGUCUUGCUCCUCCGCAUCGUCUUGCUCGAGCGGCGGCGGAAGCUCGGAGCCACACAACGACCCCAACAACACCUUUGACGGCCGCGGCCAUGACAAGCACGGGGCUUUUUCCACGCUUUCCGUCGGUCGGCUUGCCCUGACCAAGGCCGCCCUCGACGCCAUGAGCGGGGUUUCCGCCGGAGACGAACCGCCGCGGAAAACCCUCGGCGAGCACCUGCUGGAACUCGACGCGCGAAGGGACCAAGGCAAGAGCGACGGGAAAGGAGAGAACCACAACAACAAGGCCAGCGAUAGCGACAGCACCGGCGACGACACCAGCACCGACAGCAAGGUCCCCUCGAUCGCCCCCGGGGUCCUGGUCUCGAAAAUGGCCGCCGUCUUUUUGAACAACGGCGGUCACAGCGAGGCGAGAGAGGCUCUUUUACUAGGGGAAGCCCCCGCGGGUCCUUUCGUGGAACGCCGCCGGUACGUCGAUCCCAGGGAGCUCCCGUUUCUGAACGGUGCCGGCAGCUUCCAGGACCGCCAGAACAAGGGUCCUUGCCCGGCUGCUUCGGCCAAACCCGGCCUCGCCCCCCCGCCUCCCACCACCGCCUUUGGCAAGGGGAUGCGAACCUUUGGGAAGAACCACAAGAAGAAGACGCUCAUCGAGCGCCGCAAGGAAGAACUGCACGAAAAGUUCGAGGGCAACCGGGCGGUGACCUUUGUCAAGAGAAAGACCUGGUCGCAGAAGACGGCCCACGGGGUCUACCAGCGCAGGACCGUUGUGGACAAGGUCUACCAGGAGAACGUCUACAAAUAAACACGGUGCAUCAUCGAAGCGAAGACAAGACAAGGACAACAACAAUGAUUCAUGGGUGGUGCCGAACAAAUCGAGGCGAGCGAAGCCAAUGCAAGCAAGCAGACGAGUGAAAAAAGCGAUCUGCACAAAAUCCAUCGCAACAGAAGUCGUCGUCCGGAAUGGCAUCUAUUACACACACGACGAAACUUUUCUUGUUGUUGGUCGUGGUGCUUCGACGAUGUCCGUCCGGACGCGUGUAGGAAGAGUGAGAACAAAAAUUUGUGAACAACACUACUAGUAGUCUAGUAAAGAAACAAAUACUUC
Messenger RNA from Pseudo-nitzschia multistriata, 1839 nucleotides. The record is from the annotation of a GenBank genome assembly. NCBI's taxonomy places the organism in Eukaryota, Bacillariophyta, Bacillariophyceae, Bacillariales, Bacillariaceae.